Molecule: messenger RNA, 862 nt
Organism: Ruditapes philippinarum (Manila clam)
Lineage: Eukaryota; Metazoa; Mollusca; Bivalvia; Venerida; Veneridae
Exons: 1
Coding region: 253-684 (143 amino acids)
Source: RefSeq, a predicted model, not a curated record
GAUCACACCAGAGUAAAGAUAAAAAACAAAGAUUUCCACUGGUUUUUGACAUUAGCUGCUGAAUUACGUGUGAAGGGGAUAAAUCUAUCCACAGAAAGACCACAAAAACCAAUUAACAAAGUGAAAAGUUCUGAAUUUCUGCCAACUGCUGAAGAUAACUAUGAGCUGCAAGAAUGUUUUGCAGAUCAUGUCCAAAAAGUUCUGGUUCAAAACUUUAAAUGCCUUGAAAAAUUUUCAACUGUUGUUCCUGAGAUGAUUGAACACCCACAUAUUGACAACUACAAGCAGAGAUCUGAAUAUUUCUUAAUUGACCUGUAUGAUAAGAAUGAAAGUAAAAAUGAAGAUAUGAUAGAUAUUCUUUCAGAUCUGCACAAAAGAUGUAUUCCAUCUAUUGAAUGUGCUGAUGAAAAAAAUGUUAUUGAGAGGAAAGUGUUUGGGGGUGAUGUCCUUACAAAUGAAAGAGCGUAUCAGGCACAGCUGGACAUGAUAAAUGGAGAAAGUGAAAGUGAUAAACUUUUAGGGUUUAUACAUAGACCUGAAGGAUUACACCGACUUAUGAAUUUACUAAAAUACAUAUUUGAUUGUUUCUAUUUAACAUCAAGUGUAAAUGAGCAGGGGACAUUGUAUCAACUGAAAUGUCUUUUAGAUAGAAGGGAUGUGAAAUUAGACAUCAUAUUCAUAUAGACAGUGCAAAAAUUUCAUAGAUGAUAUUUAGUUGGUCACAUCAUUGCAGCAACAUGUCACUAUUUUGGAAUGAAAGAUUCAAAUUCUUUUCCAACAACAAAAUACCACCAUUUAUUGAACAGACAUCUACAGAAAAACAGCUAGAGUGGAUAAAUGGUGUGGCAAAAAAUAUAUUAGA